AUGGCGGCUGUCGCAGAGAACGGUCACGCUGUGACUGACGAGAACCCCGCGACCAAGGUCGAUACCACAUCCGAUGGAGCGGCCACCAUCUUCCACGACCCCGAGAACUUCAAAGUGAAGCAUCCGCUGAUGCACGAGUGGACUCUCUGGUUCACCAAGCCCCCCUCAGGAAAGGGCGACAACUGGAAUGACCUGUUGAAGGAGGUCGUUACAUUCAGCUCCGUCGAAGAAUUCUGGGGCAUCUACAAUAACAUCACACCUACCUCCGAGCUGGGCCUCAAGGCCGACUACCACCUCUUCAAGAAGGGCGUUCGUCCCGAGUGGGAGGACCCUCAAAACAAGCACGGCGGCAAGUGGUCAUACCUAUUCAAGGACAAGCGAUCUGUUCCCAUCGACGACCUCUGGCUGCACGCCCAGCUGGCCGCCAUUGGUGAGACUCUCGAGGCCGAUGGCGACAACGAGGUCAUGGGCGUUGUUGUGAAUGUGCGCAAGGGUUUCUACCGUGUCGGUCUCUGGACUCGCACCGUGGGCAAGAGCAUCCCCGGUGACAAGGCCACUCGCACACCUGCGCAGGGCAAGGAGAUCCUCGAGGCCAUCGGUCGGCGGUUCAAGGACGUUCUGCGCCUGAAGGAAGCCGAUGUUGUCGAGUUCUCCGGCCACACCGAUAGCGCGCACAGUGGCAGCACCCGUGCCAAGGCCAAGUAUACCGUCUAA
Messenger RNA from Penicillium diatomitis, 714 nucleotides. Its product is annotated as eukaryotic translation initiation factor 4E. Gene Ontology annotation, cellular component: cytoplasm; eukaryotic translation initiation factor 4F complex. Bases 1 to 714 code for a protein of 237 amino acids. Gene Ontology annotation, molecular function: RNA 7-methylguanosine cap binding; translation initiation factor activity. Gene Ontology annotation, biological process: translational initiation. The record is from RefSeq and is a predicted model, not a curated record. The transcript has 3 exons. Lineage: Eukaryota; Fungi; Ascomycota; Eurotiomycetes; Eurotiales; Aspergillaceae.